AUGAGCCGCGGGGACAACCAAAUGCCGAGCAUCUGCUUCGACGAUGACUAUCAGGUGCGCGUGCUGGACAAGGACAACAUCACGCACACACAGGAGCUUGAGCAGGAGAGCAACCAGUUUGCAACAAAGCUCGAGGAGUUCCAUGAGAUCGUCAAGGGCGUGCUGGAGGUGAUGGAGGGACAGGCAAAGCGCAUUGAGCGAGAAAAACUUAAGGCAAUCGGUCAGCGCAACCGCGUGGACAGCGAGGUGGAGAAUCGGAAUCGACAGAAGCAGAUGCUGGAGCUGCUGAUCAAAGAGAAGAAGACAGAGCUGGAACGAUACAACCUCCAGUUCCAGUCGCUGAGCAAGAUCGCCGACGAGCAGCAAGCGCUCAUGGACAAGCUCAGCAACAACGAGGCGUAG
This is a messenger RNA of Phytophthora sojae, 402 nucleotides long. RefSeq lists its product as hypothetical. NCBI's taxonomy places the organism in Eukaryota, Oomycota, Peronosporomycetes, Peronosporales, Peronosporaceae. The coding region runs from base 1 to 402 and encodes 133 amino acids. The transcript is spliced from 4 exons. The record is from RefSeq and is a predicted model, not a curated record.